CUGGGCAGCAUCGCUCCGCUCCGGUGCUGCGUCCGCUCUUGGACGGGGCGGCGGGGUGGGUGGGCGGCUUCCGUCCAGCCAUGGCUUUCACCGUGCUGGGCCACGUGCUGUACCCGGAGCUGAGCUUGCUGCCGUCGGAGGAGGACGAGGAGGAGGAGGAGGAGGAGAACCGGAGCGAGAGCGACGCGUCGGAUCGCUCGUACGGCUGCUGCGCCGGCCGUCGCCAGAGCGGCCGGCCGGUCGUAGUGGUGAAACAACGGCAGGCGGCCAACGCCCGCGAGCGGGACCGGACCCAGAGCGUCAACACGGCUUUCACCGCCCUGCGCACCCUCAUCCCCACCGAGCCCGUGGAUCGCAAGCUCUCCAAGAUCGAGACGCUCCGCCUGGCUUCCAGCUACAUCUCGCACCUGGCCAACGUGCUGCUCCUGGGCGAAGGGUGCCAGGACGGGCAGCCGUGCUUCCGAGCUCUCUGCGGGGCCAAGGGCGAAGGGGGACCCCCGGCGCCGCCGCGGAGCAUCUGCACCUUCUGCCUGAGCAACCAGCGCAAGCGGGGAAGCCGGAGGGAGCUUGCUGGGAACAGCUGUUCGAAGGCCAGAGGUGGAAACCAGGUGAAGAUGCUACGGAGGUGAGCCCAGAGCGGCUGUCUGUCGGAGAAGGCCAGCCAGAGGGAGAUCCGGACCUCGGAUUUUGUCUUCCUGAGCGGGACGGUUUGGGGUCAUGGAAUAUGACGGUGCAAAGAGGGGCUCUGUGAUCCGGACUCGGAGGAGACCGAGCAGGUUGAAAGAUGCUAUCAAUUGCAGCAAGGGCUCAGGGCUGCCCUGGAGGGACUACAAAACCCUGCCACGGACUUUGAUUGGACUUCAAGAGAGACCUUCACCUGUUCCGGGGAGCGUGGCUGGAGCCUGAGGAGCAAGGACAGGGAAGAAGGCCAACCCUCUUCCGGAUUGUGGGGAGUCUCCAAUCUCUCUUUUGAAAGGACAAGUCUUGAAACUUCAGCUCCGAACGUUACUUCGGCAACCUUCUCCAAAGCAGUUUCCCCGAAUCUUCCAGCUGUUGAGCGAGGGAUUUUUUUUGGGGUGGGGAGAACUGGGGUUUUGUGUAGGGACAGUCGAGUGGAUUCGGGAUGGUGGAAAGGACAGGAGUUUGGUAGUGCUUUAAUCCGACGAAGGCGUCUGACUCAAAAGCAGGAGACUUCAUGAGCUUCUCAUUAAAGCUUCUGCUUUGGAAUCAGGCGUUGUUUGUCGGGGGAAAACCGUGGCCAGAUUCCCUUUGGAUCCGGAGUCGGAAGAGCUGGGAAAAAAAAAAAGAGAGGAGAGGACGGUUGCAAGACGAACUGGCCUCUCUCGCCCGAUCUAUGAGGUCACCGUCGAAAUGUUAUUUCCUUAUUCUGCGGGCUUAAAAAUAAAAGAUUUGUUUUUCCUUCCCCCCCUC
Messenger RNA from Pantherophis guttatus, 1431 nucleotides. It is a transcript of the gene TCF15, whose product is annotated as transcription factor 15. Gene Ontology annotation, molecular function: DNA-binding transcription factor activity, RNA polymerase II-specific; RNA polymerase II transcription regulatory region sequence-specific DNA binding; protein dimerization activity. Gene Ontology annotation, biological process: regulation of transcription by RNA polymerase II; developmental process. NCBI's taxonomy places the organism in Eukaryota, Metazoa, Chordata, Lepidosauria, Squamata, Colubridae. The record is from RefSeq and is a predicted model, not a curated record.